Molecule: messenger RNA, 19390 nt
Organism: Cavia porcellus (domestic guinea pig)
Lineage: Eukaryota; Metazoa; Chordata; Mammalia; Rodentia; Caviidae
Gene: Gcnt4
Product: glucosaminyl (N-acetyl) transferase 4
Exons: 2
Coding region: 12973-14340 (455 amino acids)
Cellular component (GO): membrane
Molecular function (GO): acetylglucosaminyltransferase activity
Source: RefSeq, a predicted model, not a curated record
UACCAGUUUCCUGAGAUGAGGGGGUGCCUUUGGUUUGGGGAGACAAGGCUUUCUAGUAAUUUGAUAAAUGCCACAUCUGCCCCGAGGGGGAUGAAGAUCAGAAGGAACCUGGUGAGUCAGGCAGAGCUGUCCCUCAGGAAGCACCCAGUGCCUUCAGGAUGGGCGGGCAGCCACUGCUUCACGAAGUGACCCCAGAAGACCUUCCUGUGAGAGUGCUGUCUGUCACCGUGCCUGGCCUGCUGGGGCUUACGGCAGCAGUAGCUUACAGGUUAGGAGGGAACCAGUGUCAGCUUCAGAGUUCUUCUCUUAAGCCUAAAGAAAGGAGCACAGCCAGUAACAUUACACUGAGCUCCUCAACCCUGUGUUGUGUGCAUUUACUGCGAGGCCAGGCAGCGCUGCUGGAGGCAAAUGGGCUGUGCUUCUGGGGGAGACCAAAGAGGGACCUGAGUUUGCUUUAGGAGAGGGGCUCCAACCACGGGGUUUAGUGUGCCUGGAGCUCAGAGCCAGGGAGAGUGCUCAUGGUAGGAGACGGCCAGGGUAGCUGAGGGAGGAUGAGGGAGUAGGAAAGGGUCAGGAUGGCUGAGGGACAAGGGACAGACCCAUGCUGUGUGGGGGUCAGGGUAACGUUGUGUGGAUGGAUCCUUGGGACAGUUUCAACCCCAAAAGUAUCAUAUCGGAAUGAGAUGUGAAUUCAUAACCCAACUCGGGCCACUGCCUGAGGAGUGGGUUUGAGAAACUCUGAAGUAACAGAGCAGAGGGUCCAGGAGGACGCCGAGGUGGACAGGAGACUGGCUGCGAAGUACACGGGGACUGUUUGUCCCUGCGUGAGCCUGCAGGGUAAUGCCCUCUAUGUUUGUGCUGCUAUUUACAGAAAUGAGAGCUCUGAGGGAGGAGGUUUCCGUAGGAGAGACAAGCUUGGUUUUUGUUGGGUCUGAGCAGCUUUCAGGGCUCCAGUAGAAACCCUUCCCAGGCGGCCAGAUGGAACAGGCUGCUAGCUGGCUGCAGCCAGUUAGAGGUGAUGUUUGAAGUCUGAGGCUGACAGGUGAGUGGGAGGAAGAAGAAGAGCUCCUGGCUGUGAACUGGUAGCUGCCCCUAGACCCAGAAGUGGCCUUUUAUGGGUGAGGGAGAACUGUGAAUGGAAGGACAAAGGUGGGAGAAGUUAGGAAAAGCAGGUGUCUGGAGCCCUCUCCCUUCGAGUAUCAGGUAAAAGACAAUUUGUGAUGGUGUGCUGAUAUCAAACCCAUACAGCAGAGUGACAGCUUCUCACAGGAACAGUAUUUCGGAGUAUGUAUGACUGUGCAAUUUGAGUUUUAACUUGGUAGACCACAGCAAAUGUAAUGUUUAGGGGAAACGCAGAUGGUAAUCACGCAGCAGUCACUGUGCAGAGAAAGGCUGCUGGGCUGAGACAGCCCAGCUCCUGGUUCUUGACCCUGUCACUCAGCGUAUGGCCUGACACAAGUUCCUGGCCUUUCCGUCUUACUUUCUAGGUCUCUGAGAUGGCACAGUACCUGAGGGAUAUGUGCUCUCUACCUCCUCGGGCCGUUGUAAGGAUUACACACAUGAGGUGGCUGAAACAUAUGAUAAAUGUUCAAAAGAAUUUUUAAAGCAUUACAGCAAGACACAUUGUCAAUAAUCUGCCUCAAAAUCAGCCCCCCACUUCAAACACUCUUAUCCCAUCAUCCUGGCUGCUUUCGGAAGCAGUUCUGCAAGUCCUGUUCUGUGAGUGUCUAUGUGAGGUGUGAUCCAAGGGAAAGACAAGCUUGUAAGAUCAUUACAUGGUUCACCAGAUCUGACACCAUGUGACUUCCGGAUCUUCCCCAAACUCAGAAAGACCAUGAAAGUUUAAAAGUUUUGAAUUGAUUCAGGACAGUAAGGCAGCCACCACAAUGCAAGUGAAGACAUUAAUGAAAGGAUUUCAAGAACUGCUUUAGCAAAUGGUAGGAUCAGUGAGGUAAGUGAUUUCAAAAGAGGGAAUAUUUUUGAGGGAUAUUAGUAGCAAUAUAUAUUUUACUGUAAUUUGAAAAUUUUAAAUAAUCACCAUAUUUUUUAUCACACCUCAGUUGCAUCCUGCAUAUGCAGUGUGUGCAUCAUGUGGGCCUUGCACCCAACACACCAAGUGCUCUAAAGCCUGCCCCUGCUGGUGUUCUUAUAGUGAUGUGGUUUCUCUGUGUCAUACCUGUCAGUUCCAGUCCCAGCAUUGGGUCCUGGGAGAAUUCUGAGACUUGUCCAAGGCCAGUGAGCUGCAGUCCCAAGUAGAGUCCAGGAUCUUCUCACCUGACUCACAGGCACAGGCCUCUUCCACCUCAUGUGUUGACAAGUGUGAGGCGCUGAAUGCCACACAAGAUCAGCUGUAAUAAAGGGUCCAGUGUCGGCUCACUAACAUGUAGUGAAGCAAAGCGGAUAACAUCAGUGGCAAAACUUUCAGCGUUUACCCAAGCAAUUUCUCAAGAUGUAUGUUGGUGUUCGUUUGCAUUGCUUUGCAUGUCAUAUUAUGUGCAUUCCCAUAGGUGGUAGUUUUCCUAGUAGGCUAUAAAGGCUGAGAUUCUAGUAUACAAGAGAAAAUAAAAUCAGAUGGAAUGAAUGUGGCUGUGGGGAUGUUGGGCUUAUUGUGGGCUUUGAGGUAAAGGAUCCUUAUUUACUAUUUUGAAAAAGGGCUGGGAGCCAGAUAUCAUUUGAUGAAGGCAGGUCACAUCUUAAUAUGUUGUUGUAGUCAAGAUCUGCAAGGGAAUGAAGUUAGUACAGGACACAAUUUAUAGGAUUAUUUUAUAAUACUCAACCAGAAAGUCAAAUGCAGAAGAGUGGAAGCAAUGUUCCCAUGCACUAGAGACCCAGAAAAUGCAGCUGAGGGCCUGGAUCCCACCUCAGUGUCCAGGUGAACACUUAGAGCCACUUAGAGUGGCAGUACCCCCACCGGGAUCUGCUCUGGGAAGGCUCGAAGGCCAAUGAUGGAAGCUAGAAAGUUCACUCUGGUGGGAUGAAGAAUCUGUGCCAGUAGGCUGAGGGAUCCUCACUGUAGCCAAGAAGUAAUGCUCAAGGUGAGACUCAGAGCUCCCCCAAAGUGAACCCCAGUCAUCCUCAGCACUAGUGAGGACCUGAGCUCCUCUAAUAAUGAGAACAGCUGAGUUCCUAUCAGGAAAACCAGUGUGACAAGCUUCUCCAGGAGAAUCAACAGCACCAUAUUCCCCUCCAGUUCUUUUGUGGUGCUGACAGCAAUCCUCAGGUGGGCCUUCCACACCAGAACCUGCUGAUUCAGCUCAGCUGGGCGUUAUGGGUUGACUGUUAGUUAAUCUACCACAGAUGUCCUGAAGCUUGAUGUGCUGAACAAAUAGAAGAAUACUAGAAAAGAGGGAAAAAAGACUACAGGGCAAUGGAAAGUGCCAGAAAAUGAUGCAGUAGCAGAACUGCUUCUGCUUCAUGAAACUGAACUGACAAGAAAUGCUACGUGUCAGAAAGUAAAGGUUGAAUUACAGCUAAGCAGUAUGAGAUUUUAGAAUGAACAUAAUCUUAAAUGCAAAUGUGUGAGCCUUUGAAACCAAUAAAUUCCCUUUAAUUCAGAUUUAUUAGGAAAUUUACUAUCAUGUCAUAAAAAUCUUAGGAAUAUAGAGUAUUAAAAAACUAUAAAUUUGUUAUUUAGAGCAGUCAUGCUCAAGAUGUGGUCACUGGGCCAGCUGUACCAGUUUCAGCUGGGUUUUAGAAAUGCAGAUUCUGUCUGGGUGUAGUGUAAUUCCAGCACUCUGGAAAGCUGAGGCAGGAGAAUCACAAGUUCAAACCUAGCUUGGACAGUAGAGUGACUUAGCAAAAUAAACAAAACAGCUGAGUGGGCUGGUGCAUGCCUAUAAUCCCAGCACUCAGGAGGCUGAGGCAGGAGGAUUGCUUUGAGUUUGAGACCAGCCUAAAUGCCCAGUCAGCCAUAACACUGACUCAUGCUCUGCAGAUGCUGCUGUGAAGCCACAUUCCUCUGUCGCACAAUACAUAAGUGAGUUCAGUUCUGGGCCUAAGUAUGUGUUUUUGCAUUUUUCUUUGUUGAAUGUCAUCUCACUGGAUCCUAGUGUGGCUCCAUCUGUUAAGGUCCUGUUCCUGUCAACUCAGCUGCAAACCAGGCCUCCCUCACCUUUGUGUCCUCUGCCCGUGCAGCUGUGACUUUGUUAGAGGUUUGCCUCAUCGGUAGUUACCAUGGCCUCUUGUGUAGUCUUCUGAGGUCAGAGUAGAGUAACAGGAGUCACCAGGCUCAGUGUCCUUAGCACUGGAGCUACUGUUACCCUAAAGUCUCCCUUAGGUAUCUCAUCUUCACAGGCCUGGCUCUGUGACGCAGUCCAGGUGUCCAUCACAGCACCACCAUUGCUGGAGUGUGAUUAGUGACUGAGAAGGUGGCUUCCUGCCCCUUCUGCUGUGUAGACCAUUGGCCACAUAAAUAGGCCACAUAAAGAUGGGUUUCUGCUUGCUUGUGAUCAGAUGAAGGUGCAUUUGAAAAUUUAGGAAGCAAAGAUUUGUGUCUUGGAAUUUUUCUCUGGUUUAUGCUCUAAAACUCAACUUUGAAGUCUAGAUAUAGCUGGGCACAUGAGUGUAAUCCCAGGGAGGCUGAGGCAGGAGGAUUCCUGCAAGUUUGAAGCUAGUCUGGACUGCAUAGUGGGUUCAAGGCCAGCCUGAGCUACGCAGUGAAACAUUGUCAAAAAAAAAAUUUUUUUUGAAAAAGUGUAGAUGUAGCCAGGAAACCCACGCCAUCUAAUUUUUUAAAUUGUGAAAUCUCAGUUCAUACAUGACUCUUAAAGGAGUAUAAUUAUCAAAUUGUACAAUAAAGGUGUCAAUGGCAAAAAGCAAAACAACUUUAUAACAAGAAUGCUUUUAGCAAGCUUCCUAGAGCAUGGCUCCUGCCCUACUGUAGUAAGGUCCUUCUCCACUCCCAGCCCAGCCUUGUGCAGGGAAGUUCCCUCCAUAAACCAGACUAAAGGAUCCCUGAAUCCAAGCUUAUUUUCCUGCUCCUUACUAUUUUUCUUCUGGUGAUGGGAAUUGAACCCAGGGCCUUGUGCAUGCUGAACACAUGGCUGUACCACUAAGCUGCACCCUAAGUCUGUCCCUUACCAAGGUCUCCCUCACUGUGAAAAGAAGUGUCUGGUGGCAAUGAAGUUCUCCAGAAUCUGCAAUCUCUGGGGAAGGGAGGCACACUUCACCUUUAUCUGCUUAGGGAUUAGGCCUGAGAAUUGAACUUAGGUAAGGAAGGUAACAGGAAAGCCUAUGGUGACUUUGAUAGGGGUCUCAUGACCAGAAAGCUCUGGAAGGGAAAGAAGAUCCAGAGACAGCCCCUGGGCUGAACAGAUGGUGGUGAACUCAGAAAAUGGAAGAAGCCAUGGGACUAAGGGGACUGGGUAAGGAAAUGGCCUGGGAGCUGAUGGUUGGCACCACGAGGGCCUCAGCUUUCUGUCUGCAGUGAUCAUUGGUGUCAUGUGCAAAUUUCAUCUCCUACUUUUAAGACUUGAUAGGAGGUCGGAUUGAUCAUGCCCUCUGUUUUUUAAGUCAAACUAGCAAGCCAUAGUGCUGUUCCUGAAGCCCAUACUCUUAAUGCCUUCACACAAAUGCUCUCCUUCUCUGCCUAUUUCACCGUUUCUUAUUCUCCCCAACCCUCUGGUUUCCUUUUUUUUUUAAAUCUAGUAAAGGGAAACUCAAGGAGGUUGUCCCUUUGGGUAGUAGCUUUUUGAAUGUGCUUGGGCCUGUGCACUCAGCCUAUCUGUCCUUGAUCUAUCGUAUCUGUUUCUGAAGGUCUCCCAGCCUGCAUUUCUCCUGGGUGCCACUACAUAGCCCCGGACCCAGGACCGAACAGCUCUGCAGACCGCAGCACAGGGUUCUGCCAGUGCCAGGAAGGAGCCGCUAGCCUGGCUCCCCCGUGCCCAGGACACCUCCUCCUCCUUCUGCCCCUCUGCACUCUGGCCCCAUAAGGUAGUGUGUGCUGCAGCCACACCCCACAUUCCACUUUGGUGGAGAAGCAGGGGCAGGUUCAGUAGGUCAGGAGCUUCCACCAGCUUCCCUCUGCCUGUGCCAGGUACCUGCCCUGCCUUGUCACAUUCAGAGGGGUCAGGAGACAGGUGUGGAUGAUAGCAAGCAGACACAAAUUAAGCUGGAAAGACUAGAACAUAAAAAAAAACUUACUGGGAUGGUAAGGAGUUGGUGGGGCUGGAGGAAGAGAUGAACUGGGCAGCAGAGUGGGAGGAGGAGGAACAGAGGCAUUUCCAAAUGCUAGCUAGUGGUGCGUGGGUGGUUCAGUGGUAGAAUUCUCAGCUGCCAAAUGUUAGCUCGUGACUCGUCUUUUCUGGAAAACGGCCUCUAUAUAAACAAAUUCAAAUAUAUUACAGACUGAUCAGGGCUGCAGCCUCCCAAAGGAGUGGAUGGUGAAGGCUUAAAUAAAAGAGACAAGUUAGAUACAAUGUUAGGGCUCCAGGAGGAUCAAAACACUCCAGCAAAAUCGAGAUUCUCUGGGGACUGAGACAAAGAACUUCCUCAGGAGGUAUUUUAGGAGAAACUCCAUGUUACAUUUCACUACAGGAGUGAGAUGCCUGCAGCUACAGUCUUUAUUAGUUAAUUGGGGUGGGAGUCAGGCAUCCUCAUCUGUGACUUUAUCCUGUCCUCUGAGGCAUCACAGCAUCAUAGGCCACUACAGGCCUCAACCCGGACAGUAACCCAUAGAAUCUCACUUACUAUGAGUCUGCUGCCCUUCUCUAGACAAGAAGUCUGGGCCUUGGACAGACUGACAAGUAAACAUACAAAGCCAACUGGUUAAUUUUAAAUCCUGUUCAAAGCCACUUCGUAUGGUCUUCAUCACAAAUAUAACAACACAACUGGGGAUUUUUUUUGGGGGGGGGGAAUACCAAGACACCUAGGAACUCCCUGUUUAUUUCUCUGUGUUCCUUGAGACAACACGGUGUGUAGCUGUUUCUUCCCGAAAGCUAGCAGAGUGCCUGCCUGGCCCUUGGUCAGCACAUAGUACAUGCUUAUUGGGUGGGUGGGCAUCCAAUUGAAGGGCAAUGGAAAUAAGAUACAGGAGAAGAUAAAGUGCGUACUCAGAAGAAGCAAGACAAGAACUUGCACAGAUACUGGGACCCGUGGGUUCACGGCAGUGUUAUUCACUGUAGCCCAGGUGACGGUGGACAGAUGCCCGGUUGAGCAGAACAUGGUGGGAUACACACAAUACCAUAUUACUCAGUCUUAAAAAGGAAGCAAAUCUUGGGACGUGCUACAACAUGGGUACACCUUGAAGACAUUAAGUGAAGUGACAUACACCAGUCAAGCACUGCACGAGUGUUGUAUGCCUCCUGCUGAUAGAUUCUUAAGACUUACGAAAUCCACAGAGUUGAAAAGUAGAAUGGUGCUGGAGAUAGGAGAGAAGGCAGAGCCAGUGUAUAUUGGGUACAGAUGCUCAGCUGGAGAGGAUGGCAAUGUGUGGGCGGGCGGUGCUGCUGGUUAUACAACAGGAAGCUACUGCAGAACCGCGCACUUAGCAGUGGUUAUGGUGACCCGUGUACACUGUGUGCGUGCCUGUAAAAAUCCCAUAUGGUAAUAACAGUUUCACAUUGUGUGUGAAACUAGCAUAAUAAGUUAUUAUUGGCAUAAUAAAAUGUUUUCAUCAUCAUCAAGUCAUAAACAUGGAAUGGUAAAAGUUACUUUUAUAACAGUGAAAUGAAAAUGUAGAUUGUAGGAAGAAGACAGCAAUGAUGCCAGACUUAAAACUGGAUCUCCAAAAAUGUGUCAUCUGGGUUUAACACAGGGCAGGGACUUGCAGAGAGUUUUAGUCCUGUCCACUCUGCAUAAUCCCUAUGGGUCUCUCAAAAAAUAAAGAACAUUUUAUUUUGAACAUUUCAGACCUGUAGGCAAAUCAGAAUAGCAACGUGGGCACAUGUCCAUCCUACUAUGAGAAGUGUGGAUACCUUUGGUGUGGGUUGGACACCAGCCUGUCCCGCAGCACCCCACAGCACCUGCCCCUCAGGCUGUUUCUGCUUGCAAGAGUUCGGGAGGCCCUACAAGCAUGAGGCCAGGUCCCAGUCUGCAGAACAGUGUCCGGCAGUGUUACCCCACUGGUUUUUGAGUUGCCUUUGACCCUAGCCAUCCUGUGUGGAGGUUAGUUUCCUGCCAGAACAUAGGCAGGCAGUAGCAUGUCCAGUCAUCCCGGUGACAUCGGUACAAGUUCAUGUUCUCUAAAAUUAAAGAAUGAAUUCUAGGAACAAUGGGGGUUAAGAGCAGAAUAUAUUUAUUGAGAGAAAGAAAGCUUCUGUCAGAGAGAGAGACAGAAGGGGUCCCGAGUGGGUUGCCAAAGACCCCACCUUCUCUAAGGAUUUUUAUAGAGCAAAACCACGAGGUAAGGUGGGACAACUAUGGUCAACCAAUAAGAUUAUGAGUAUAAUUGCCCAGGUAACAUUGAUUAAAUUGGAAUCCAAUAGGGAAGUGAGUCACAUAGCAAGUCAGGACAAGGCCUUUGCCUUUAGGGGGUUGGAUUGGUGGUUUCUCCUGGCUUUCUCAAAGUGAUCAAGGUAUCAAGAUGAUUGAUAACUAGGUAGAGCAUCAAUCUCUGAUGUUUAACCUUAGGGUAUAGCUGCAUUUGCUUGAUCUUUUGUCUUGAGGCCUGGCACAUAUCUGGUCUUCUGCACAGGUCCCUUGGAGGUCCAGCCCUAUCUGAAUGCCUAGAAUAUGUCUAACUCAGUUUCCUGUAACACCAGCAGCCUGCGAGUCAGUGAGUGCCCUCCUCCCCCUGUCUUACUGAUGAAGGGAGAGGUUCGUGACAUCUCUCAGUUGGCUUGGGCCAUAAGUGCAGAGCCAUUCCUUUACUUUCCAGACCUGUAGGACAAGGCUAGGGUAAAGCAGGAGGGCCAGAUGGAGGGGUUGAGUAUGUGGAGCAGAGGUCAGGAAGGGACGGGGGAGGGAUGUCCAUGGCUUAGAAUAACUUGCCCUGUUUGGAGUAGAUGCCUGGUGUCUUUUCACGUAUCUAAAGUGGGGACUGACAUCUUUUUCUUGAAAAACGGGCUCUAAAAUCCCUACUAUAUAAAAAGCUCUCAAGAAGACAGCCCGCCUGCGUGUGAUCUUCAGGGACCACGUGGCCUCUUCCCACCGCCAGUGGAGCGGAGAGGUUUGUGAUGCUUGCGGCAGGGAGUUAAUUUGGUGAAUCCUGCAGGCUCCUUCAGAUGUUUAUCCAGAGCUUCCCACUCCCUCCCAAUACAGAUGAAAAGUUCAGCACAUUUUAGACUUGCUUUGCACUUGGCUAUAAACAGGGCUGUACAAGUAGAUACUUUAAUCUGCUUUAAAUUUAAGUUUGGCCUUUGGGGUGUUGUGUGUGUAUAUGUUAAGCAUGACCCUUCUUCUGUGGCCAUCUUUCAAAGCACAGGUUGCAGGAGCUCAGAGUGGGUGCCCACUGCUGCUGGCUCAGUAGCUUGCGCUACUGAGUGGGGGCCGAGAUGGGUCUGUACCCUCUUGAUUUUAUAGAGUUCCAGUGGGAGGAAGAGGAAGGGAAAAAGUGGCUAACUUCCCACCUGAAAAUCAAGAUCCCUUUAAUCUUUCCCCCAGUAUCCCACACACCAUUCUCUGGCCUUUCCUCUACAGUGGAAGUUGGGAAGAAAUCUUUUUCUAGAGGUGCAUUUCUGCCAGCAGCAGAGUACAGUGCCCUUAGUAAAGAAGCAAAGGAAGGUGUGUGUUGGAAGGUGCCUGGGCAUCAGCCAGAGGCAGACCUGGGGGUCUGGGUCUGAAUCACUGAAGCUGUCUUCCGCAUCCGAUCUCUUUGUUGUAAUCUGAUCCUACUGUUUUAAUAUCAUCAUCCAUGGAAACAGUGGGGCCUGGCUUUCACUUCUAUGUCUUGUGCAGCAGGUCUGUAAGCUUGCGUAGACACUGAGAGGCAAAGCCAUCUUUUUGUAGCCUCUGCUACAUUACCUACCUGUUGAGAGCUGCGUGUUAGAAGGCAUCCUUCUUGGAGGUGUUGGCUGCCGUCAGGCAUUUCUACAGGGACUUCUGCUGAGAUGAAAUCACUGCUUUUGAAAUUCAUAGGAUGGCAAAAUUUACCCAUGUACCACUGAUUCUUAUUCCUUCUACUCCUUUGAUUUAAUUUUGAAUUCCUAGGUUUUAAUGUUAUCUAAGAACUGAGAGCAAUAUGUAAUUUUUAAAACCCAGAAACACAGAUCGUGGCUAAAUAAUGAAGUCAUGCCGGAGUUGCCAGUAUUGUUUCUUCACGAGAGUAAAGAAGCAUAUUGAACUCUUGGGCCGUAUUUGCACUGAAUUGGCAGAACCCAGAAAAUAAAUGAAUAUGAUCUUCUGCUGAUGUGAGACUGAGUAUGUCUGAUCCAUUCACGAACAAUGCAGCCUGGCCUCUGGCCAUUUCUCAUGUUGGUACCCUUGAUUCACAUCUGUUUAUGCUUAUGCUGCCUCUGUGAUGCAGGUAUCUAAGGACCUUAAAGAUCUACUUUAAAUGCACAUACUUGCAUCUUAAGCCCUUAAUGCUAAGUGGAAUAAAUCAGACACAAAAGGUUAAAUAUCACAUGGCUUUUUUGUAUGAGACACUCAAAGUAUAAAUAAUUUAAAGAGCAAAAUAAAAGAUAGAUAAUAGGAAACAAGGAAAUAGAUCUUUUGUAAAUGGGAAGGGAUGGAGGGAGGUGGGAAGGAGGAAAGAGGUAGGAGAUUUAAGAAAAAUUAAGAUGUGUUAUGCAUGUGUAUAAUUCUCCACAGUGAAUGUAUGGUAAUCAUUACGUACUGCAAAUGUAAUUUUGUAAACAAAUAUAUACAUGCUCAUAUAGAAAUCAGUUACUCAUACCUCUUCAGCUGACCAAAGAACCAUUGAGGAAUUAGUUUGUCCAGGAUAAAAUAUAGAAUUAACUGUAUAAUAUCAAGUUAAAUUCUGUGAGUGAUUUCUAGAAAGAAAGAAAAAUCCAUCUUUAUACUUUAGGUAGGGAAAUCUUUCUUUCUAAUACAAUAAAAAUACAUUUAAACAUAGGUGUAAAUGUUUUUGCGUUCAGUUUUUAUACUUAGUAAAAAUGAACCAUAAAUAUGCUGUACUCACAUUUUAAACACAGAGCCCAAAAUUUAGAAUCUGUUUCAGUUUGCUACUGUGACCUGAGCUGAGUGAGCAGGACAAAUGAGGGGAAGCUGGCACGGAAAGAAACGUUGUAGCCCCUUUGAGAGAGAGGAAGUAUGAUCACAGAGAGUCUUUAAAUCCCUGACUACCAGUCUGCCUGCCCUGCCCUGACUGACUUUUGGUAUUCACAUUGCUGCCAGGUCCUCAGUACUGCUUUGUAGGGGAUGUGGUCCUGAGGGUUCACUGCCAAACAGGUAUCAAAAGUGAGUCACCAAAACUUUGCAAUGCCAAGAGAGGAAUUACCCCUUAAAACAUUUUGAGUUUGGGAAGGAGGUUUAUAGCUUCUGCAGUUCCCCAUGGAGUGGAUUAGGUGUGUCCUUGGGUAUUAUUUAAGGAAAUUUAUUUAAGGAAAUUCCUUGGCUGUUGAGCUCUCCCAAACCAUUGAGCAUUUUGGAAAAAAAAACAAAACAAACAAACAAAAAAAAACCCAGCUCUAAAGAUUAAAAUAUCUGUCUUCUUCUGGCUCAAAGUCUGACACAGGUAUAUAUGUACAUAAUUCUGAAACUCCAGAAACGGUUUUGAAAUUUCAGUGAAAACUACUUGAAACAAAAAAGAAUACUGUCACAUAAGUGAAAAACAGAAUGUUUCGGAAUGGUGUCCGAAUGAAGGGAAUAAUGAACGAGCCAUAAGUUUUUAGAAAAGUAAAGCUAAAAACCUACGGACUCUUGCAGUUUCGCAGGAAAGCCCUUCUCCUCUGGAGGUCCUGUAUCUGACAUUUGCAUUUCUUCUGUUUUCCUGUAACUCUGCCCCGGGUACAGGGGAGUCCAGUAUUGGUUAGGAACUGGGUUCCACAGCAGGAGGUAGGUGUCAGGUGAGCAGGGGAAGCUGCUUCUGUGUUUGCAGCUGAUCCUCUGCCCUCACAAGCUUGGCUGCCAGAGCUGUGCCUCCUGUCCGGUCAGCUGGCAUUGGAUUCUCAAAGGAGCGCUAACCCUGCUGAAGCAGCGUAUGCCCGCAUGCACUCUGUGUGAGAGCCUAAUGCCUGAUGAUCUGAGGUGAGGCCCACACCAGAAUGCUGGUGCUGAAAAAUGUAAUUAUUGUGUAUCACAAACCCAUGCUAAAAUAAAUAAAUAAUUUUUAAGAGUCCUGCUUUCUCUGUCUGUGGAAAAAUUACCUUCCAUGAAACCAGUUUCUGAUGUCAGAAAGACUGGGGACUGACUUCACCUCACACUGUGGGAUAGAAAAACCACUUUUACGUGUAGCACAGGAAAUAAAGAUUUCCAAGCUUAGUGGCUGGAUUGGCUUAAGUCUUCUGCCUCUGUCCCAUAGAACAGCUGUGCCAUGCCAGGUACGGACGGAUGUCUUUGAACAGAGCUUCGAGGGCCUCAUGUUCUGGUUUGGGAGACAGAUCGUGAGGACAGAGAGAUGAGCUCUUAUGUCAAGAGCUCAGAAGAAAACAAGCAUGCAAUAGACAGAAAAGAUUUGAGAAAGGUGGUCAGAGAUCACCCGAGGAAAAUAAUAUCUUUAAACAACCGAGGAUCUAAGCAGGCCAGAGUUCAGAGAAAAGUGUGAUAGACUCAAGCCCGGUGAGUGCAGAGCCCACAAGGUUCCAGGUGGAUUGCUGUCCUGAGGGACUUUAGACUCUGCUGUUACUUAGAGCUUUAUGAGCAAGAAGAGUGGAGUACAGGGAACCUAUAGAGGAAGACAGGCCCGGUCUUUCUGGCCGUGGAGGAUUUCUGAUUUUAUUGUAAGUGAAGCAAAGUCCUAGUGAAGGAUUUUCUGUGUAGGGAGUGGACUAGGGAGGGAAAAUGAUCUGAAAUUCAUUUUGGGUAUGAAACCAGAAGAGUUCUACUGUGGCUUCCCAUUGUGGGUAAUGGUGAAGGCUCUGAAAUAGGACCACAGCUACAAGUCCUGACUCCUCUACUGCCACCUGUUUAAGAAUGAAGAUAGUCAAAUGCUGUUUUAAGUACGUCCGCCAGCAGAAAGUUUUCAUCCUGUUUUUAACCCUAUGGCUGCUCUCCUUAUUAAAGCUUCUAAAUGUGGGCAGGUUGCUGUUUCCUCAGAGAGGCAUUUACCUGGUGGAGUACUCCCUAAGCACCUCACCUUUUGUGAGGAACAGGUACCCCCACGUGAAGGAGCAAGGCGAGUAUGAGGUGAACUGCUCCGGGAUCUAUGAGCAGGAGCCUCUGGAAAUCGGCAAGAGUCUGGAGAUCCGGAAACGAGCUAUCAUUGACUUGGAGGAUGACGAUGUUGUGGCAAUGACCAGUGACUGUGACAUUUAUCAGAGUUUAAGAAGGUACCAUCACAAGCUCAUUUCCAGGGAGGAAAAGAGCUUCCCCAUAGCUUAUUCUUUGGUUGUCCAUAAAGAUGCGAUUAUGGUUGAAAGGCUCAUCCGUGCUAUCUACAACCAGCACAAUAUCUACUGCAUCCAUUACGACCUCAAGUCACCCGAGCCCUUCAAAGUGGCCAUGAACAACCUAGCUAACUGCUUCCCUAACAUUUUCAUUGCUUCCAAGUUAGAGGCAGUGGAAUAUGCCCACAUUUCCAGACUCCAAGCUGAUUUAAAUUGCUUAUCAGACCUUCUGAGGUCUUCGGUUCCGUGGAAAUACGUCAUCAACCUCUGUGGGCAAGAUUUUCCCCUGAAGUCAAACUUUGAAUUAGUGUCAGAGUUGAAGAAACUCAAUGGAGCAAACAUGUUAGAGUCAGUGAAACCCCCUAACGGUAAAAUGGAAAGAUUUACUUAUCACCAUGAACUCAGACGAGUGCCUUAUGAAUACAUGAAGCUACCAAUAAGGACAAACAUCUUCAAGGAUGCACCACCCCAUAACAUUGAGAUAUUUGUGGGCAGUGCCUACUUCGUGUUGAGCCGAACAUUUAUUAAAUAUAUUUUCAACAACUCCCUCAUUGAAGACUUUCUUGCCUGGUCUAAAGACACAUACUCCCCUGAUGAGCACUUCUGGGCAACUCUAGUCAGGUUACCAGGAGUACCUGGGGGGAUUUCCAGGUCAGCCCAGGAUGUGUCUGACCUCCAGAGUAAGACCCGCCUGGUUAAAUGGAAUUAUUUCGAGGGCUUUUUCUACCCCAGAUGUACUGGUACUCAUCUUCGAAGUGUGUGUAUUUAUGGUGCUGCAGAGUUAAGAUGGCUUAUAAAAGAUGGGCAUUGGUUCGCUAAUAAAUUUGAUUCUAGGGUGGAUCCUAUCUUGAUUAAAUGCUUGGCAGAAAAGCUUGAAGAACAACAGAGAGAAUGGAUUGCUUUGUCUUCAGAAAGGUUAUUUAUGGAUAAAAAUCUCUCAGUCACGUCUUCAUAGUAAAAUGAUGACGGAAAUAUGAGGAUAUCUGGUAUAUGAGAGUUAACAUAGAAGUGUUUACUAUCCCACAUCCAAUACCAAUUUAAUUUAAUAUUCUCAAAGAUUGAAAGUAGUCUAAAAUUGUGUGCACUGAAGAAAGCCAUUCAGACUUUCAUGUGAUGAGCUUGUAGUUGGUUGGGUCUUUUAAUAUUUCUUUUUUGCUUGUAUUCUUACUGAGUUAAAUCAGAGCUUUUAAAUAUUCAGUGAGUUAUCAAAUAUUUAUUAAGCACCUACUGUGCACCAGACACUUUUUUAGAAAACAUUCAGGAAUUCAAUCUAAGUUGUAAUGAGUUGCACAAUGCCCUCAGGAAGCCAUGUGUUACCCUCAUCACAUGGUGAUCUUGGUAUCUUCGUGUUCUCCACAUAAGGAGGAUUCUGCUGAUGACACUUACGGAGUAUGUGGUGAACCUGUGAACCAUCCAUUCAGAACAAUGUGUGGGGACAGUGACCAGCUCUCUGCCUGUCUCUCACUUUGGCUCCAUAGAUGUUUCUUAACCUCUAAAACCCUAGGAAGAGGGACGCCACUACCUCAACGAAGCUCAGAGACUCAUCCAGUUGCCUGCUUGCCAAAGCUCAAUUCACCUCUUGGUGCCUCAUGUGUUGAAUCCAGGGCCUCAAGGACUGUGCUGAUGUGAUAUUUACAGUACAUGCUGGGGAGGAACAAAGGACUUUUUUCAGCUUUUCCACCUGUCGCGCAUGGAGACCAUGAAAGGAUUUUGUACAUCAGCUGCUGCUUUAGAACUCGUGUACUGAUGAAAACUAAGAAUGGAGGAAAGAGUUCAAAGUGUCACCCACCAGAGCCUGGGACCUGCGUCUGUCAUCCGGGGGUCAGCAUGGGAGGUACAGAUGGAACCCUGCCCCUGCACUAGGACUGCUGCCAGAGCUACUGAGGCACUAAAUCCUCCGGGAAAGCUGGUUUGGUCUGUGAUGCUUUCUGAGUUAAUCAUUAUGUUUAUUUAAACUUUUUCUUUUGUGACCUUUGCCUAAGUGGAAUGCAAAUUUGAAAUGACAAAAGCUCUAAGUUCACUGUGGUCUUCUUCACAACUUUGAUUCAAAAAGAAAAAAGAUUUUCCUAAGGACACACACAACAAAAAUAUUAAUGCUGUAUUGUGAAACCCACACCAUAUAUACAUACAUAUAUAUAUGACACAGUAUAUGUAUACUAUAUAUUAGUAUCUAUAGUACAUACUAAUAUAUGUUAGCAUAUAUACAUGUUAUUAUAUAUAAAUGACUAUAUAUACAGUAAUAUGUACUAUACUAAUAUAUAGUAUACUGUGUAUAUAUAUAUAUAUAUGCUAAUAUAUAUCACACCAUAGAGGGUGUAUAUAUACUAAUGUAUAUUAUGAGUUUUAUUUACAUACACAUGCAUGCACACAAUGGCUAUAUUAUGCUGGAACAGGGUCCUGAAAGUAGACUAUAAAAUUUUCACAAGUCUUUUGGGAAAGAAUGCAUGUAAAUAAUGUCUCAUGUUUUGAAGUCAACCUCAGGAACUACUUAGGGAUGUAUUCAUUAGUCCAGGCCAAAAUAAGGCUAUUUAGAAGACUAAAGUAUCUACGUUUCUUAAAAAAAAAAAAAAAAAACCCAACUUAUUCUACAUGGAAGAUGCACUUUGCUUGCUGAAAAGCUCAUGACACUACCUGCCAAGCGGCAGCCCUCACCUCUGGCACCCAUUUCUCUUUCUCUUUGUUUCUCGUUUGCGUCAGUUGCUUCCUUCUUCAGGGGCUGCGUCCUACGGAGUCGAAAGCUCCCCUUUCCAGAAGCGAGGGCCCCCUCAGAGUGUGUGAGCCGGGCUCAGCUCUCUGGUCUCUGUGAGCUCGGCUCUGGUCUUUGUCGUAACUCUUGGGAUGUCUUCUCUGGCUUCGUCACAAGUGUGGUCUUGUGUAUGUGUGCAAAUCGGUUGCAACAGCAUGUGAAGUGGUUUGGAAGUGAGCAUAAUUUUGAAAUAUUGGACUGUGGUAAGUAUAAGGCAAACUCGGAACCGGCUGCCUUGUAAUGCUUGGUUACCUUUCUAAGGGAAGUGCCACAGAACAGAGGCAGCUGCUGUCACCAGGUUGGGAUCUGAAAAGCCCAGUGUCCCACACCUGGGGUUUCUUCUGAAUGCAGUGGAAUUAGCAAGCUGGUCCCGAGGCUUAGUCUGGAGUGGGGCAGAAAUGCUUUGCCCACUACCUGGGAUGUAAUACACAGGUCCUGGUGAAGCCUUAUUUUUAUAAGGCUUUGGCUUUAGAAUAGACGUAAAUGCUGACAGAUGGGCAGGGCCUUCUGGGCCAGAGUCUUGCCUCCUGCUGAGAAAUGAUGGGGUGCCCAGUUUAGGCCUCACUGGUCACUAUCAUGCUCCCUCAAGUAGAGCAGGAAGCCAUGCAGAGGUGGCAGUUCCUUCUCCCCCUUGGCACAGCCCCCUGGCUCAGUCUCUUCCGUCCAGGAAGCGUGUCAGACCGGGCUGUGCUCAUGGAUCUUGCAGUUUUCCCGAUGCCUUCAAACCUUUCUUCCCUAAAGCCUUGGGUGUGAUUCCCUCCCUGUCCGGAACUGUUCGCAGUCUAUGCUGUAGAAUUAUUCUUUUUACUGUAUUUAUUGGAUCUAGGCUUCUAAUUACUGAGUGAUGAGACUAGGACCUUGAAGUUUGUAAAUUAAAUGGGAUAUUAGAUAUUAGUAAUGGGAAAACUACCAAAAUAUAUCUGUAUUAUGUGAACAACCUACUGUAACAUAUGUUUAAAGGCCAGUGUUGCUCUUUUUAUGAUUUGCUUAUUUUAAAUUAUAUAUAUAUAUAUAUAUAUAUAUAUAUAUAUAUAUAUAUAUUUAAAAUUGAAGAUUUCUUUUGCCUUCUAGAAUGUGAAGAUAUAUGUGAUGGUGUAUGAGUAAGAGAGAGAGGCAUAUUUCAUGAACAAAAAUGAAAAUCUGUUUUGGGAAUGUAAGGUGAAUGUAUUCUGAUGUUCUUACAACUAUUAUUGUUUGCGUUGAUGAUAAAAUGAGAGUUUUGAUUUUUUCAAAUAAUUUUAUUAACUGAUCUCUAAAUCUUUGUUGUUGUUGUUUUCCAUUUUAGAAAUAUAUUUCCCAUUAUAUGUUUUAAAUAGGUAGAUGAUUCAUUUUUGUAUUAUGCUGCUAGUACAUGUUAAUUUUCUGGUAUAAAAUGUGCUCGGGGCUGGGGAUUUAGCUCAGUGGCAUGAGCGCCUGCCUUGCAAACAGGCAGUCGCGAGUUCGAUCCCCCGUACUGAUAAAACGAAAAAGACAAAAAUAAAUAAAUAAAUAAAAUAAAAUGUGCUCCUAAAACCAAUCCCCUGGAAUGAAUGAGCUUUCUCUGGUUGUGCUGGAUCCCUAUGUGGAUUCUUUUGGCAUGUGACACUUACCAGUAGUGAAGAGCAGAGUUAAUUUUGCCUUACUUUAAAAGAAAAUUAGUGUGCAUUGCACAAAGAAUAUAGGCACAGCAGCAUAAAUUGUUUAAUUUGAAGAAGUCUCCCAAAAUCUUCCAGUGUUUACCUGUAUCCACUUUUCGCUAAAGUCAAUUAUCUGAGCAAAUAUUCUUGUUUGCUUGAUUACUUGGUGGAAGUUAGUCUCAGUAGGGUAAGUUAAGCUCUCUCCUCUAGAUUGCUAGAAAAUUAAAAGACCCCUCUCUCUCUCUCUCUCUCUCUUUCUCUCUCUCUGGGUCUGUCUGUCUAUCUCCCUCUCUCUCUCUCUCUCUCUCUCUCAGAAGGAUUCUCCUGCCUCAAUUUUAAGGCCGCAACCCACUGGAUCCCAUCUCCACCAGAGUCCCCAGGCUUUGCUGAUGGCCACAGACCCUCUCUAACGCCUUCUCAGUUACCUGCCUGCCUGGUAUACAGCAUGCAAGGAAUGUGCAUGCCAGCCCACAAGUCAAAUCCAUCUCAACAGGAAAGGCCAUUUUAGGAAUCUUCAACAUAAUAAAAAUUAAUGUUCUACUCCGCCCAAGAUUAAUUCUAGCUCUUGGCAAACAGCAAGCUUACAAGGCCACAGUAGUUUCAGGAAGCAUUUGAACUUACUUCGCAGUAGUGAUGGUGGUGGCUGGGUACACAACAUCAUGUUACAUAAGGACCUAUAGCAGGCAGUUCUGUACUUUUCUUUUUGGGUGCCCACAAAUGUAUAUCUCAGUUGCAACAAUUGGCUUCUAGUCUCAUGACACUGAUCAUGAGGAAGCUUUGGCAAUGGAGAAUGAGAAGAUGGUUGUAGAUUUGCUCCCACUGCCGUAAAGACAUGAUUGUGUUGAUGCCCAGUACUGAAUUUUUUGCAGAGGAGAAAGCACAUAACAGGAACCUGCCUUGAAGGUCAGCCCAAGUGGUGGGGCACUCGCCUGGCCCCAGGCUUGGCCUGCCUUCUCAUGGGAGCACCUUGGGUUGAAUCAUCUGGAAGAUCAGAAAGCAUUUGAGGAAAAAUCAUGUUCAGAAGCCUGGGGAAACUAAUUUUUUUGUUGUUACCAUUGUUGUUGCUUCCUAUAGACGAAUAAAAUAAAUUAAAGAGAAAUAAUUUAUAGACAUAAUUAUUGUCCUGACCAAACCAUUAAAGUCUCAGAGCACUCUUAAUUUUGUGUGCAUACACGUAUACCUUUUGUCUUGUUACAAUCACUCUGCUGUGUUGCCACAUGAUCUCUCCAGCUCUGUAAUGGCCAUACUAAAUUCAUCCAGCCUUUACUAUAUUGUAGGACAUUUGGAUGAUAAACAACUGAACUUUAUGUACCUACUUAUUGCUGUCAUAGGUAACAGUCAUUCCACCUUUGUACAUAGUGUCUCCUCUGAAUCACUUCCUUAGGAUACAGUGCCAAGAGAGGAAUUACACUCCUGCAGAGAGGCAGUUUUUAUUUAUUGCUUUCAUAUACAUUACAAAUUGCCCUCUCUGGAAACUGUGUAGGACGCUGGUUGGCUUCUACCUAUGUGAGAUAAACUGUGUUUAUGUAUUUUGAUCAAUGUGCACUCUGAUUAUAAAAGUCAGCAAAGACCUUUGCCUAAAUCCAGAAUGUGGACUUUGUGGUUUUUUAAUGUGUGGUUAAUAAAGAGCUAUUCCAGAAUAA